Messenger RNA from Equus caballus (horse), 5346 nucleotides. Lineage: Eukaryota; Metazoa; Chordata; Mammalia; Perissodactyla; Equidae. The record is from RefSeq and is a predicted model, not a curated record.
UAUGAUCAUCCUAUUAGUACUUGUAUUCAUAGUAAAUGUACUUUCAAAUAUUCUAAAGCUUCUAUGUUAUAAGAAGAAAAAGACCAUAAAAAAUAGAAUUCCUUGCUCUGUCUUCAAAAGACAGAAUAUGGUGGAGGACACAAUCAGCAAUAGACCACCAAACAUGUGACAGGAGAGUUCACUUUUAUUCUCCUAAUUGGAUGAUGUCUUUUAAAAGGCAGGCCUAAGGAUAAAUGCCCUGGAAGACUUCAUUUUGUCCCUUUGUUUUGGAAAGACUGCUCCCAGUUCACUCUAGAUUUGGGCUGAACAGUCUUGAGGGUUUGACCGUAGGCUGGAGUGGCUGGAGGGUUAGUCCUAUCCAGAGGUUCUCACAGAGUGGUCUGAGGAAUCCCUGGGGGUUCCUAGACAUUUUCAGGGAGUCUGCCAGCCAAACUAUCUUCCUGUUAAUUCUUAGAUGUUAUUUGCCCUUGCACUUUCCUUCUCUCACAUGUUACAGUGAUUUUCCAGAGGCUACGCGACCUGCAAUAUCACAACCUCACACGUCAUCGCAGUGAAUGCAGAAGCAAAUGUGGGAAUCCAUCUGUCUUCUAUGAAGCCAGACAUUAAAGAGAUUUGUAAAAAUUAAAGAAAAUAAUGCAACGAUUAACAACAGCAACAGAAGAGUGAAGAUCCUGGGAUUGAGCUGCUGCUUGGAUGAGCCUAAUUUACCUGCCUGCCCCCAAGCUCGAGCUGAGAUGGAGAGGAGGAGGAUCUCGCCUCUUUGGCCUUUGUAGUAGGAAGUAUUUUUGGAGUUAAUGGAGUCAGAAGGACGCCAAGAUUCAGAGAGUUCAGAAAAAUCAGCAUUUUUCUCACAGCAUGAAGAAGAGGAAGAAGGUGAAGAUGAAGAAGCAGCCAGAGAACCAGAGGAAACGGGCACCAUUAAUCCCCUAUUACAGCCUGCUCUCACAGGGGAUGUAGAAGGUUUGCAGAUGAUUUUUGAGGAUCCUGAGAACCCUCAUCAUGAACAGGCCAUGCAGCUACUCUUGGAAGAAGAUAUCGUUGGCAGAAAUUUGUUGUAUGCAGCUUGCAUGGCUGGGCAAAGUGAUGUGAUUAGAGCUUUGGCAAAAUAUGGUGUGAAUCUGAAUGAAAAAACGGCCAGAGGUUAUACACUCUUACACUGUGCUGCAGCCUGGGGUCGUUUGGAAACUUUGAAAGCACUGGUGGAAUUGGAUGUUGAUAUAGAAGCUCUGAACUUCCGGGAAGAAAGAGCUCGAGAUGUUGCUGCUCGGUAUUCCCAGACUGAGUGUGUUGAAUUCCUGGACUGGGCAGAUGCAAGGCUGGCUCUGAAGAAAUAUAUUGCGAAGGCCUCUGCAGCUGUUACAGACACAGAAAAGGGACCAGGGAAGCUCUUUAAGGAAGACAAGAAUACUGUCCUCAAUGCAUGCCGUGUAAGAAAUGAGUGGUUGGAAACCCAUUUGGAAGCUUCAAUUAAUGAGAUUUUUGAGCAGAAGCAACAGUUGGAAGAUAUUGUGACUCCUAUCUUGACAAAAAUGGCUACACCACGUCAAACAAAAGGUUCCAAAGCUGUCGUCUAAGCCUUGGUGAGAAAAGAAGUCAAGAUCAUACCUUCUACUGAACAGAUAUUUUAUAAAAGGCUGCAUUUUCUUCUAGGAUUUGUAAAGGCAAACCCAUUCAUGCCAGUUGAAGAAAAUAGAUGUGGAGUUUUAUAAAAAUAGUUAAGUCUGAAAUUAAAUAAGUCUUGUUUUACUCUCUUCAACAUGCUUAUGUCCAGACCCUCUGGCUUUGCCUCUGCCCCCUCAAGGGCAGUCCCACGUGAGUUCCACGUGCUCCUUCCAGAGAGCACUUGGGUAUGAGUCACUCACAAAGAAUAUAUGGAAGCUUUAAAAGCUAUUUAGAGAAUCUAACAAUUUUCUGUGUAAUUGAGGCAGGAAAUUUCCAUUCAACCAAGGAAUUCUAUUAAAAAGAUGUAUUGCUUAUUUCCAGAAGAAAAAAUUGUUCUCCCUCUCUCAGAAGGAAAGCUAUGGGAUGACAUUCUGGAGCAAGGAAAUAUUAAGAAUGCUUUGGAUCCAGGUCCUCUGCUUAUACAACUAUUACUGUUUAUGUCCAAACUAAAAUUGACCUGUAAGGUGGCACACAAUCCCUUAAUAGACCUUAUUUCUUUAUCUUCAGCCUCCUUCUGUCUUUAAUAAACACAAAUCUGUUUAGUUUUUUAUUUAGAUUUCCCCUUUUCUGUAAGUUUGGUAAUACAGAUAUUGUAACUGGACUCCAUGCUGUUUUUCCUUCUGAUCUGUUUUGUAUUUUGUAGGUUUUAAAUAUCAUUGUAGGUUUCCUGUUAGUGAUUUGAAAUGUCUUUUUUUCUAGUUAUCUAAAAGCCCCUGAACCUCCUACUACUCUGUGACUUUCUGGAGAAGCGUUAUAGAAAGAAAGUGUUAAAACAGCAGCAACAACAAAAACAAACACAUUGCUCAUUGUUCCUAUGACUUUCUCUUCUUUGCCCUGCCCUGAAAGCUAGUUUUUCCUGUCAGAGAGGAAGGCAAAGAAAUGAGCAAUUCAGUAAUUCCUUGUCAGUUGACGUUUUCUCAGCCAUGGGUUUGAGAUAACACCGUUUUAAAUUUGUCUCACAAAUUUUAAAGUUUUUAGAUCUUUUUUACGUACCAGCAGUUCCGUUUCAGUUGCCUUAAGCAACAGCACGGGGCGGUAACUCUCACUCCCACCCCUGGUAGAUCCAGUGGGUGUUUACAGAGUUGUGCAAAGACGGAGAUCUGUGUGUGCUCCGUUCUCUUAAUACUGCGUACUGUGAGAAGUCCAUUAUCUUUGGGCACUGCAAUAAUUUGGGAAAAGGCCAGGUGCCAUUUUUGUUUUUUCUACGUUUUCUGAGCCUUGAUCUUGAACAUGACAUUAUUUUCCAGGCAUGUGGUCCUGGCCAUUAGAGAAGGAUUCCUGAAUCUCACUUCAAAGUUUCCUAGGUAAGACUGAGGCGCUUCUGGAGACUCCUAGUAGGAUAUAAACCUCUCUUUUGUUCGUCUUUCCAUCCUUAUCUUCAAAUUUUUUGUAGCUUUUGAUAUACUUGGUAAUGUGGUCUUCCGGACUCUCCUUGUAUUGUCACGUUACAUCAUUAUGGUUCCUUUACUUUCUUACAAACUGCUUUUCUAACUCUUUCAGCAGCUGCUAUGGUUUGAAUAUGCUUGUGUCCCCGCCAAAUCCAUAUGUUGAAACCUAAUGCCUGUGUGAUAGUAUUGGGAGGUGGAGCCUUUGGGAGGUGAUUAGGUCAUGAGGACAGAGCCCUUACAAAUGGGGAUUAGGCCUUUAUAGAAGAGGCCCUUGUCAGCUCCCUUGCCCCUUGCACUAUAUGAGGUUACAGCAACAAGACAGCUGUCUAGGAAGUGGGCUCUCACUGGACACCGAAGCUGCUGCCACCAUGAUCUUGGAUUUCCUAGCCUCCAGAACUGUAAGGAAGAAAAGUUUGUUGUUCGUGAGGUAUGUGGUUUAGGGUAUUUUUGUUAUAGCAGUCUGAACAGACUAAGACACCCAGCUCCUCUUCAUCUUGCCUCCAGCUAGGGUAACUUCUCCAAAGUCAAUCCUAUCUUACAGCUUUGUAUGUCAAUUAUACCUCAAUAAAGCUGGAAAAAAAAAAGUCAAUCGUAACCCUUAGUGAAGCAAUCUGUAAUUCCGCAUCCCAUGACCUUCUCUAUCCCCAAUAUUAGGAACAACAUAUCCCUCCUUCUUUGGGGCACCCAUAGUGCUAAUAGCCUCAUCCUAUUCUAUUUCACUGUUCACAUGUUUAUCUCCCCAUGUGAAUUGUGAGCUUUUUAAGGGUGAGGGCUUUGUCUUGUUUUCAUUCAUCCCUAAAGAGCCCAUUGGAUAGUAAGUUAGUAAAUAAUAGUUGAAUGAACUCUCUUUUGGCACUCUCCCUCGUGGAACCUCUCAUCUUCGUUCAUUUAUAGAGCUUGUUCACCUUUCUAAAAAUGGCUCCUGGAUCUUUAUCUCCAUGUCUUGCUUGUGCCAGUGCCCCAUUUCAAUUCCUACUCCUCCAACAGAUGUCUCACAUAUCCAGCAUUAUGUCUGUGUUAGCUGGUUUCUUCUCUGACCUAUUUUCUAACCUUCAUCUUGAAUGCCGUGUUAAUUUUCAGGCAUGUGAAUCUGGUGAUUACCAAGGGAUCCCUGGAUCUCCCUUCAAAGAUUCCAUUGAUAGGAGAAUCUGAAUAUACGUCUAUAUCUAUAGAUCUAUAACUUUAGUAUGUUUUGAGAGAUAUAGUACUUCUUGUGUCCUAUUGUUGCAUUGAGUUACCAAUAUAUUCAUAGAAGAGUUAAAAUGUCCUUAUGUUUUGUGUUUGAGCUGUUACACAGGUAGCUGCAUGACUUUUUCUGAACACGCACAGAGUAAUUACUAUUUCAAAGUGCAUACUAGUAAGUUAAAUCACAUUAUUUGAGAGGUGGUAGAGCAAAGGCUAAAUUCAGUGUUUUGAUAACUUCUAAAUAGUAGUUCCUUAGAUGUUUUUAUUUCAUUGACUGGGAAAAUGUAAAAAAAUAAAGGGAGGAGAUUGAUAUGACAUCAUUAAGAAAACAGCUGCUAUCUGCUAUCACUAUCAUUUAAUAAAAUAAAAGACAUUUUAACACCAGAAAAGAAGCGAAAGUAUGAUCAGUGUAAGUACCCUUUACGUUGAAUAAAUUGUUUUAUUCAAUUUAUUCAAGGGGCUUUUAUGUUAUAUGUUUUCAUUUUGCCAUCUAUGAUGGGACUUUUAUCAUGAAUCACUACUGGCAUAUGAUUCAGCCUUUAAGAACUUCUGCUCUACAUUAAGCUAAAGCAGGCAGACUGCUAUUUAGGUUAACAUGAUGCCCCAAACUGUAAAGGAAUGACAACCUACCCCAGUGUUUUAUCUAAUAUGUGAUAGGUUUUAUUUUCCAAGAUGGCCACAUAUCCUAUUCCACGUGCUCUUCUUACAGUAUGGUCAUGACAUUCCUCAUUGGAGAAGUGGGUCUCUCUUCUCUCCUCUUGAAUCUGGGCAGGCCUGUGACUACCGUGGAGGUAAUACUAUGUGAUUUCCGUUGAUCAUAAAAGAUCAUAACAGGUGAUACCUAAUUCCCUUGAGAUGCUCGCUCUUGGAAACCAGCCUGUGGAGAGACUCACGUGGACAGAAACUGAGGCUCCAGCCCAUAGCCCAUGCUGAGCUCCAGCCAGCAGUCAUCCCCAACUUGCCAGCCAUAUGAGUGAGCCAUCUUGGAAAUGGAUCCUCCAGUCGAGCCACCACAGCUGAUGCUGUAUGGAGCAGAGACAGCCUUCUCUGUUGAGCCUUGCCAAAAUUGUAGAUUUCACCUAAAUAAAUGAUUGUUGUUGUUUUAAGCUAC